Molecule: messenger RNA, 5835 nt
Organism: Drosophila suzukii
Lineage: Eukaryota; Metazoa; Arthropoda; Insecta; Diptera; Drosophilidae
Product: polyhomeotic-proximal chromatin protein
Biological process (GO): negative regulation of DNA-templated transcription
Cellular component (GO): nucleus; PRC1 complex
Molecular function (GO): zinc ion binding; histone binding; chromatin binding
Source: RefSeq, a predicted model, not a curated record
UUUCCCGAGUGACUUGGAGUCCACAGUCUGUUGUUAUGCGUUUUGUUGGUCAAGCGAUAAUACAAUAUGAAUAUGAACAUAAAUAUAAAUAUGAAGCAUGCCCCACGCAUUCGGAGCCGCCCCAAUGCGGUCACAGAAAGUGAAUCAACAACAACACAUCGUACUCCACCACCUUCACCUGCACCCAUCACCACAGCGGCAGAAGGCAGCAACACUAACGCACUUGUAAAAGGCACCCCCAUUACAAGUGAGGAUCCCCAGCGACCACUAAGGUGCCUGGAAACACUAGCCCAGAAGGCGGGCAUCAGCUUCGACGAGGAUUUUGCCAAGAGUCCAUCACAAUCGCCCAGCACCAGGGCAGCUCGUGGAGCAGCCGGAACGCCAGGAACCAUCAGGCGGCGCCAUCCACUGUUGCCGCUUACCAGCAGCUCACCGAGUACACCCAACACGAAGACACGCGGCCCUAAGCUGGAGAAGUCACAGAGUCCCGCCCAACAGGUGGCGGCCGCCACCACCGUGCCGCUCCAGAUUUCCCCCGAGCAGCUGCAGCAAUUCUAUGCGAGCAAUCCCUAUGCCAUUCAGGUGAAGCAGGAGUUUCCCACGCACACGGCUGGCGGCGGGGGAACCGAGCUGAAGCAUGCAACCAACAUCCUGGAUGUUCAGCAACAGAUGCAACUCCAGCAGCAGCUCUCGGAUGCCAGUGGAGGGGGAGGAGCAGGCGGAGGAUCAUCUGGAAAUGCAGGAGCAGCAGGAGGAGCACCUAGUCCAGCCAAUUCCCAGCAGUCCACUGCCAUCAGCACCAUGUCACCGAUGCAGUUGGCGGCGGCCACCGGCGGAGUGGGCGGUGAUUGGUCGCAGGGUAGGACAGUGCAGUUGAUGCAGCCCUCGACCAGCUUCCUGUACCUGUCGGGCAAUAUAUUGCAGCCAGGUGGCCUCGGCCAGCAGCCCAUUCAGGUGAUCACCGCCGGCAAGCCCUUCCAGGGCAACGGCCCGCAGAUGCUCACCACCACGCCGCAGAACGCCAAGCAAAUGAUCGCGGGCCAGGCGGGAUUCGCCGGCGGCAACUAUGCCACCUGCAUUCCCACGAACCACAACCAAUCGCCCCAGACGCUGCUAAUCUCGCCGAUGAAUGUCAUCUCCCACUCUCCGCAGCAGCAGCAGAACCUGCUGCAGUCGAUGGCCGCCGCAGCGCAGCAGCAGCAACUCACUCAGCAGCAGCAGCAACAGCUCAACCAGCAGCAGCAGCAGCUCACCCAGCAGCAGCAGCAACAACAACAGCAGCAGCAGCAGCAGCUGGCUGCUCUGGCCAAAGUGGGGGUAGAUGCGCAGGGCAAGCUGGCCCAGAAAGUGGUUCAGAAGGUGACCACCACUAGCAGCACGGUGCAGGCUGCGACGGGCCCGGGAUCCGCUGGGUCGAACCAGGCCCAGCAAGUGCAGCAGGUCCAGCAACAGCAGCAGCAGACCACCCAAACCACCCAGCAGUGCGUCCAGGUCUCGCAGUCGACGUUGCCAGUCGGAGUGGGCGCCCAGUCUGUUCAGACUGCCCAGCUCUUGAACGCGGGCCAGGCGCAAAUGCAGAUCCCCUGGGGAUUCUGGCCGAAUGCGGCAGGUCUGCAGCCUUUCGGCUCCAACCAGAUCAUCCUCCGGAACCAGCCAGACGGGACGCAAGGCAUGUUCAUCCAGCAGCAGCCCGCGACCCAGACCCUGCAGACACAGCAGAACCAAAUCAUCCAGUGCAAUGUGACCCAGACUCCCACCAAGGCACGAACCCAGCUCGAUGCACUCGCUCCCAAGCAGCAGCAGCAGCAGGGAAGCACCACCAACCAGACGCAGCAGCAGCAGCUGGCCGUGGCCACUGCCCAGCUGCAACAGCAGCAGCAACAACUCACAGCAGCUGCUCUGCAGCGGCCGGGAGCCCCGAUCAUGCCGCACAAUGGAACUCAAGUGCGUCCGGCCAGUUCCGUGUCCACCCAGACAGCGCAGAAUCAGAGUCUGCUGAAAGCCAAGAUGCGCAACAAGCAACAGCCGGUGCGACCAGCUUUGCCCACCUUGAAAACAGAGAACGGCCAGGUCGCGGGCCAGAACAAGGUGGUCGGUCACCUAACCACCGUGCAGCAACAGCAGCAGGCGACGAAUCUCCAGCAGGUGGUCAAUGCGGCGGGCAACAAAAUGGUUGUGAUGAGCACGACGGGCACUCCCAUCACCCUCCAGAAUGGACAGACCCUUCAUGCAGCCACUACGGCGGGAGUGGACAAACAGCAGCAGCAGUUCCAGCUGAUUCAGAAGCAGCAAUUCCUGCAGCAGCAAAUGUUUCAGCAGCAGAUUGCCGCCAUCCAGAUGCAGCAGCAGCAGGCGGCAGUUCAGGCGCAGCAACAGCAACAACAGCAGCAGCAGCAACAAGUCUCCCAGCAGCAGCAGCAGGUUAAUGCUCAGCAAGCGGUGGCGCAACAGGUGGCGCAAGCUCAGCAACAACAGCGGGAUCAGCAGCAGCAAGUUGCCCAGGCCCAAGCGCAGGCGCAGGCGCAGCAGCAGCAGCAGCAGCAGGCACUCGCCAAUGCCACUCAGCAGAUCCUGCAGGUGGCUCCCAACCAGUUCAUCACAUCCCACCAGCAACAGCAGCAGCAGCAGCUGCACAACCAACUGAUUCAGCAGCAACUGCAGCAACAGGCGCAGGCUCAGGCACAAGUUCAGGCCCAGGUGCAGGCCCAAGCGCAGCAACAACAGCAGCAGCGGGAGCAGCAACAGCAACAGCAGCAAAACAUCAUCCAGCAGAUUGUGGUCCAGCAGUCGGGCGGAGCGACCGCCCAACAGCAGCAGCAAGCACAACAGCAAUCUGGACAGCUGCAGCUGAGCAGCGUGCCCUUCUCGGUUUCUUCGACGACGACUCCAGCCGGAAUAGCCACCUCCAGUGCCUUGCAGGCAGCCCUCUCCGCCUCAGGCGCCAUCUUCCAGACGGCCAAGCCUGGCACGUGCAGUUCCUCCUCCCUCCCCACCAGCAGUGUGGUCACCAUUACCAACCAGAGCAGCACUCCCCUGGUCUCCAGCAGUACGGUGGCUAGUCUGCAGCAGGCACAGGCACAGGCUCAAGCUGCUCAAAUCCACCAGCAGCAGCAGCUGAUCAGCGCCACCAUUGCAGCGGCCUCUCAACAGCAGCAGCAGGGACAUCCUUCACUUACACCCACCACGCCCUCUCCCACCACAAAUCCCAUUCUGGCCAUGACCUCGAUGAUGAAUGCCACGGUGGGCCACCUGUCUACUGCCCCGCCCGUGACUGUUUCUGUGACUAGCACCGCUGUCACUCCAUCGCCGGGUCAGCUGGUCACCCUCAGCAGUGCCAGUAGCGGAGGAGGAAGCUUUCCGGCCACGCCCACCAAGGAGUCACAUUCAAAAGGACCCACCGCCACCCUGGUGCCCAUUGAUUCGCCCAUGACGCCGGUAUCGGGACAUGACACCUGCACCACACCCAAAUCCUCCACUCCCGCCAAUGUCAGUGCACCCGUGGAGGCCAGUAGUUCCACGAGCGAGGCUCUGCCCAACGGAGAAGCUUCAGAUCGAGCUUCCACGCCCUCGAAAGUCGCCACCACUCCCACUAGUAAACAAAGCAAUGCAGUGCAGCCAACGAGCAGCAGCUCCACCCCCACCAGUGCCAGUGGGAAGGAAGAACCCAAGGUGGCAGCCUCCGUCGGUUCCACGUCCGCGACAUCCACUCCAACGACGACAACGAUCACCAAUGGAAUUGGAAUGACCAGAACGACGGCAGGUAGCACUGCUGGCUCAACCGCUUGUACAACCACCACCAGCUGCAGCUCUUCAACCACAAGUUGCACGAGCACUACCACAACCACCACGUCGAGCAACAGCAAUGGGUCCAAGGAUCUGCCCAAGGCGAUGAUAAAGCCGAAUGUCCUAACCCACGUCAUCGACGGUUUCAUCAUACAGGAGGCCAACGAGCCCUUCCCCGUCACCAGGCAGCGCUAUGCUGAUAAGGACGUCAGCGAAGAGCCUCCAAAGAAAAAGGCAGCCAUGCAGGAGGACAUGAAGCCAAGUGGAAUAGCGUCAGCUCCAGCCUCGGACAUGGUGGCUUGCGAGCAGUGCGGCAAGCUGGAACACAAAGCAAAGCUUAAGCGAAAGCGCUACUGCUCGCCAGGAUGCGCUAGACAGGCGAAGAACGGCAUCGGAGGAGUUGGAGGAACCGGAGAGACCAACGGCCUGGGAAUGGGCGGAAUUGUUGGAGUGGACGCCAUGGCUUUGGUGGACAAACUGGAUGAAGCUAUGGCCGAGGAAAAAAUGCAGACGGAAGCCCUGCAGGCAAUGUCCGAAUCUCUGCCCAUGCAGGCGGCUCCAACGGAAGUUCCAUCGAUCACAAUGCCAGUACUAUCUGCUAUUCCGGCAUCUUCCCCACUUUCGCUGCCCCUUGCACUGCCGUUGCCAGUUGCAAUACUUCCAGCCAUGCCACUGCCAGUGGCCCCAGCUGGAGUAGUCACUCCUGCGGCAGCUCUACCAUCUUCCAACGUAAAUGGAUCGGAUCGCCCGCCCAUAAGCAGCUGGAGUGUGGAGGAGGUGAGCAACUUCAUCAGGGAACUGCCUGGGUGUCAGGAUUACGUGGACGACUUCAUCCAGCAGGAGAUCGACGGCCAGGCGCUGCUGCUGCUCAAGGAGAAUCAUCUGGUACACGCCAUGGGCAUGAAGUUGGGCCCAGCCCUCAAGAUUGUGGCCAAGGUGGAGUCCAUGAAGGAGGUACCGCCGCCAGGCGAUAUAAAGGAUGCGGCGGCCGGAGGAGCGCAAUAGUGUCAGCGGGAUGAGCCAGGUGAGAUGAUGCCUUCGCCCUCGUAUUCCAUUACCCCGCCACCUUAUUCGCCGGUGGGUCCGGGGCCGGACAGGCAAACCGCUCCGUCUCCGACUCCAACUCCGACUCCCACUCCCGCUCCUGCCAGCACUCCGCCAGAGUCUGAGGAUAGCAGCGGGGGCAGUCACCUGUGCUUCGAUCUGACCACGCGCCUCUGCCACGACCUUCGGCUGGAGGAGGAGCCAUAGCUCUGGACCGGGUCCAACCAGGUCCGGCGUCGCCCAUGCUGAAUGUGAUUCACUUGGAGCACGCUGUAGAACCUUUUGUACGUAAUCUAAACUUAACUAGAGGGGUGUUCUCGUAGCUCAAGUAACAGGCCGCCACAUGUAUGAUAAAGCAUAGACUGUUAUCCCAGUCAUCAAUUCAUCAAACUGUAUAGAACUUCACCAUUACUCCUAAGGGCUAACGUAUUUAUUAAAACGUUGUUAGUCAUUACACACAACACCCUAUGGGAAGAGCAUGAAAAAAUCACUUAAACUAGAGGUAAGCUGGGAAUAUAUUUACAGUUAGAAUUAAAGCUUAAGCCUGAAGUAAUUCCUAAGUGAAACUGAAUUGAAUACAACAAGUAAACAUUUAAUUUAUUGACUAAUUAAGGGCAUGUAGAGUAUCGUUUGAAAGAACUCUGGCCGGCAUUGUAAGGUUCCGAAAAUGCAGCUGAACUUCCAUUACUCGUCUUGGACUCGAACGAAGUUGACUUUUUAUUUUUUUUGAAAAAUUUUCUAAAUUUAAAAAUCUUUACUUACUUCACUUUAUUUACUUUUAUUUCUCAAUGAAGAGAACCCUAAACUAUGAACAAAUAAAGUUAGGAAAGUUUGAGUUAUGGAAGUUGGACUGAAUUCACCCUAGGUUAGACACACACAAGCAUAUAAAUAUAUAUUAUAAGGAUAUAUCUAAUUAUUUCGAAAGUUUCGUGGUUGUAUAUUUUUUUUACAAAUCAAUUUUUUUUUUCCUAUUGCUGAACAAAAUAAAAUCUGUCACUGUAUAGUGUU